This is a messenger RNA of Trachymyrmex septentrionalis, 3604 nucleotides long. RefSeq names its product cytoplasmic polyadenylation element-binding protein 1 (gene orb). NCBI's taxonomy places the organism in Eukaryota, Metazoa, Arthropoda, Insecta, Hymenoptera, Formicidae. Gene Ontology annotation, biological process: negative regulation of cytoplasmic translation. Gene Ontology annotation, cellular component: nucleus; neuron projection; cytoplasm. Gene Ontology annotation, molecular function: ribosome binding; translation factor activity, RNA binding; mRNA 3'-UTR binding. The coding region runs from base 234 to 2303 and encodes 689 amino acids. The transcript has 12 exons. The record is from RefSeq and is a predicted model, not a curated record.
CGUCGGUCCAUCGUCACUUGCACGUAACUUCUCGUGGAGCGCGCAGCGUGAAGUCCACUGCUUAAUCGUGCGUUGUUGUUAGUGGCGGACGGGAUCGAGUCGGCUCCUACUCGCUCGUGUCCCUCGAGACCGUGCGAGAGCGAGCCGCGCCGAGGUGACUCUCUACAUUACUCUACAAUCUCUACAUCGUUGCAUCCUCGAGGCUUCCUCGCGACGGGACACUCUCCGCGGCUAUGCCCACGCUGAUGCAACCGUCAGACAUCACACUGGUGAACGACGAGAGCGACGAGACGGACGUCGGAUUCGACCAAGGCAUACCGAUGCUUCAUCAGGAUUCGCUGCACCAUCAGGAUGCAACGCAAAACCGAGAGCGCAGCAAGCUGCUGCUGCGUAAACUAAGCCAGACCCGCGAGCGAGAGCGAGGCAAGGAACGCGAACAGGAGCGUGAGAGAUUGCAUCAGUUGCAAUCGAUCAACAAUCUGCUGCUCGAUUUGCCAACGCCGCCGUCGCCGUCGCAUCUUCCAAAUUUUUCGCAGGACGCCUCCCAGUCGGACAAGAACAUCAGCACCGAUGGUGACAGCGCAAUCUCUGAUAUGUUCGGACUGGGCUUGCCUCGAGGAUCUCUGAUGGGAAAUCAAUCGACGAUCGGUUCCUCAAGCUAUCGUAAUUAUCAGUACAGCAGUUUCGACCAAACGCAAGGAUCUUUACAACACGAGUGUCGGAAUCAUGGUUUCUGCUCGAAUACCUCAGGCCUGGAUAUUCCGAGCUCACCGAAUUCAAUGACUACUCCCGGCAGUCCGAGCACACCUGGCAGCUUCACUUCAGAUCCUUACAGCUAUUCGUCCACUGCCAGUACCAGCACAAACACGCCGUCCUCACCAACCAGUCGACCGUCAUUCCAAUAUCCGGGCUCUUCAUCAUCACCCACCGAUUCGUCAUAUUUUGGCCGUCCUAUACGAGGCUGCUCUACACCAUACAGUGAUUGUGGUAGCCCAACAUUGGAAUUCUCUCAUCUUCUGGGAUGUAACGGCUCGCGUUCCAAUUCACCGGCGGACUCUGAGACAAGUGGCAUUGGUAGCGCGGAUGGCUCCUUAUCUGACAUAAUAUUGAAUUGUUUGUCGUUGAAUUCUUCAUCGAAUUCUUGCUUCCCGCCGUCUCUGGACUCCAUAAUAUCAAAGACAAACACGUGCCCGAACAACAGAACGGCGUUUGAGCGUAUGGCUGUAAAAAAAUAUUUGUCAUCGUUACAACAGAAUUCAACGAGCUCGCAUUAUUACCAGCAUCAUCACGGACUCGGGCAAAAUCGCAGUAAUUUUCUCAAUUCUCUCUUGAGCCAUGAGAAAAAUUGCUGUACCGGACUUGGAAAUGCUGCGCGCAGAUUGGCCCAACCAGUGUCGCUCGAUCGUGUAGCGAGGUCUCACCGAAAUGCUGCUGCACAUUGUUAUCCAACAUGUACAUGGAGUGGUUUUCUGCCUCAAAGCAUCGAAGAACCAGUCGCUUAUUCUCCCAAAGUUUUUCUGGGAGGUGUACCAUGGGAUGUUACAGAAGCUAUCUUAAUUUCAACAUUUAAACAAUUCGGACCGGUUCGUGUAGAGUGGCCCGCAAAAGCACCAUCUGCUCAGCCAAAAGGAUACGCUUAUAUUAUAUUCGAAUCAGAGAAACAGGUCAGGGCAAUGUUGUCCUGUUGCACUCACGACAUUACCAAUGGAAAAAGAUGGUAUUACAAAAUUAUAUCCAAGCGUUCAAAACCGAAAGAUGUACAAGUGAUUCCAUGGAUUCUCGAAAAUAGCAACUACAUCAAAUCAUCAUCACAGAGACUCGAUGCACACAAAACGGUAUUUGUUGGUGCACUACACGGAAUGUUAACGGCCGCAGGACUGGCGAAAGUCAUGGAUGAUCUUUUCCAUGGAGUUAUUUACGCAGGUAUAGACACGGAUAAGUAUAAAUAUCCAAUAGGAUCCGGCCGUGUUACAUUCAGUACGAAACAAUCGUAUUUUAAAGCGAUCACUGCUUCCUUCAUAGAAAUUAAAACUGACAAAUUUACAAAAAAGGUACAAGUGGAUCCGUACAUCGAAGAAUCGAUAUGCUCCGUAUGCGUUGUGCAACAAGGACAUUACUUCUGCCGUGAUGUGGCUUGCUUCCGAUACUUUUGCCGCAGCUGUUGGCAAUGGCAACACGCCGUGGACUCGAUGUCACAUCACACACCUCUGACGCGGAACUCAAAGACGAAUCAAGUAAUAGGAUUGAAUCCGAAUUUCGGAAUAAACAACUGUCCCCGUAUAUCAAAUACGACCAUGAUCUAAAGGAGGUGACGUGUGAAAACAAUAUCUUAUGUGCGGCCAGUAAAAUUGCUUUUUGUUCGCGCGCCCGUCACCUCCCUCUUUUUUUUGUUCCUUUUUGACUCUACCGGUUAUAACCGACGUUGCGCCGCCUGACCUAGAACAUCGGGUAACAGGGUGCAGACUUAGUUUUUAUCGCGUAGCCGCAGAUAGCUUAGAAUUAGUCCGACAUACGGGGACACGCCGAUUGAGCUUGCGAACGCGCAACGAUUGGUUCAUUAUCGUUACCGUGCGUGCGAAAGGACAAGAUGAAUAUUGAAAAUCAUGUUUGUUCCAAAAAAAAGUUCCUAUUGCGAACGCAGUUUUUACUACGUUCGAGAAAAACGAUAUAUUUUUAUUUAGUACGUUCACUUAGAGAGACAGGUUCUCUUAUCGAUUUUUUUUUACCGCUAAAUAUCGCCAAAACAGUAGAUGCUAGGAUUAUGGCCGUGAUCGUGCAUUAGGAAUACGCACAUGUACACGUACGUGUAUACACAGUUUUUUUCGUUAAGAGUCGUGAGAAUUGUAUUGUGGCUUUCACAGUGACAAUAAUUUUUUACGCGAGACACGAUAGGGCUCCGUUAUAGCAAUUUUGAGCUGGGCUCAAUGAAAAACGUAGAAACUCAGGAAAUCUAAUAGCAUCGUCAGCAUCAUGCGUUUAUCGUGUUAAAGUAUUACGCUUAAUUAUGUAUUGUUACGAUAAUGCUAUAGAAAAGAUUAUUCUGAAAUGGCGAGAUAAUAAUUAUUUUGUAAUUAUUUGUCAUUACUACAUUGCGCGCGUAAUCUGAUAAUAAUGUGAUAUAACGAGAGACUUGCCGAAUGUACUGUACAACUCGCUAAUCGUUCUUCCAUUACGAUACUUGUCGAUGACGUUAAACAUUGUUAAUUUUACGUUAGAUUACAAUGUAUCUCUACAUUCGAUUAGCGGUAUAACGUAAAUAUGUUGCGUUAUUGACCGCGAUCGACUGGAUUUUUGUACUAUUAGCCGAAGCGAGCGGCUGCCACAGAUAUUUCGCUCAUAUGGAUUGUUUAACGGUUGACGAAAUGGAGAAGUACAUGGUCUACGAUUCUGGCGCGGAUUGUAGGGGAAUUGAGUCGUUUUUAUUUUUUUUUCUUUUUUUUCUUACUAUGUACAAUUAUGUUACAUCUCUUCUUUAAAUAAGGUUUAUCCUUCACUCGCGUUUCUCCCGUUUUGAUACAAUUUUGUUGAAUUAAAAGCCAGAUUUUUGCAGAUAUUCGAUGUCUGUUUUUAUUUUUUAUUUGCCAUUCCAUUUUCAUAUUUAUCA